AUGACAGAUAGUUAUGGUGGUCGCGUGCUGGCAGGCGAAGACAGCGAAGAAGACGACGAAGAUGAGGAAGAAAUGGGAUUCCAGCUGAACGACUAUGCAUCACAGUCCACUCGCUUUGAUGUCCCCAUUGUCAAAACACCAUCGGCAGGGACAGAAGGCGAGAGCAAAGAAGAGAGUGACGAAGAAGGUGAAAUUAUUAAGUCAAAAGAACUGGUGCGACAGGAGAUGGAUGUAUAUGUGGAAGAAGAAAAGCAUAAGGUUGGAGAGCAAGGCAUGACCGAAAAGGUGAAUAAUAUGGAGUUCGAGCGGACACAAGUCGAAGCUUCGGCAGAAAGAGAGCAUUUAUUGUGGGAGGUGGAUGACUCGCUAGACGGCCUUAGAAUUAUGAGCGAUGCAUUUGUUGACACAGUGCGGCCCUCCAUAGACGCAACGAUCCAUCGUAUAGCCGAGCUAAAGGAGAGUCAGCAGCGGUUAUUAAGGAUUUUAACAGAACAGAACGCAGGUAUUACGUCCAACGAACAACUUGAAGAUGCAGCAGCGGUGCUAGACAAGUUACCAAUUUAUACAAAGAAACUGCAGGGUAUACAAUUAGCAAUGCAAGAAAUCUCAACUAGUUCACAGAAGAUGAAGCGACGUGCCGAAAAUUUACGAAUAGAUGCUCAAUCCUAUGCGCUUAAAAAAGAGAAUAAACGAGACGAGCAGACGCAAUGGAACAAGCUGUACGCUGCCAAGAGCUCCAAAGCGUCAGAUUAG
Molecule: messenger RNA, 753 nt
Organism: Plasmopara halstedii
Lineage: Eukaryota; Oomycota; Peronosporomycetes; Peronosporales; Peronosporaceae
Product: Snapin/Pallidin/Snn1
Exons: 4
Coding region: 1-753 (250 amino acids)
Biological process (GO): intracellular transport
Cellular component (GO): transport vesicle; BLOC-1 complex; extrinsic component of membrane
Source: RefSeq, a predicted model, not a curated record